UUUUUUUUCAUCUUGGCAGCCACAAAUAUUCACAAACGUCUUCUUUUUUCACGAUCAAAACUCAUUUUGACCGUAUCCAAAUCUUGUUUUGUUGUUUUCCCGUCUGCCGACAUAUCCUGCACGUAUUCCGACGUUCCAGUGUCGGACUCUUCGGCGUGUCCGUGCUUCAUAGCAGUCAAGUGUGUCUCUCUCUUUCUCUCAGUCUCUCAUGUAAGGAAAGCAGAUAUCUUUACUAGUAUAGUUAAAUCUAUCGAAAUCUUCUUUUUCCUGGUGUAGCUUUAAGCAGCGGCAAACGCCCAUUUCGGUAUUUAACAGAGUAUCCCGGUGACAGGGCCAUGAGGUGAUGAAAACUAUUCUCCAUGGCUUCGAAAAUGAUUAGGAUCGCACCCUUUGAAGCUCAAAACCAGCUACAACUCUCUCUAAGGCAAGCCUUUGACCUUCUCCAAUCGAAACUAAGACCCCCAUUUUCGUUAGCAAUCCCAAACCCUCAAGAAUACACUCAACUUAAUCAAGCUAUUCUUUAUGGUGUUCUAAUCGAACCCCAUUUCUCAAAAAUUCAUAUUAAGCACUUACAUGCUAUCGUCAUUGAUGGGUAUAGUGUGUUUUUAAGUUUACUUGUUGGAAUUGUUAAUGAAUUGUAUGGAAAACUUUUUGACUCGGUUAAGGAACAGUUGAUUUGGGUUACUAAAGUAAUGAUUGAUGUCUCCGCUGUAGGAAUUGAUAGUUUGCUUGUGUGUUUACUGAGGCAAAUUGUUGGUGGUGAUUUCAGUGAUGGGAACCUUUGGUUAUGUUUCGAGCUAGUGAGCCUUUGUUCAAGUAAAUGGGAUUGUUUGUUACAAGAAAAGCCAGUAGUUUUGACUAGUGCAUUAUAUACAUUUCUUCGUAUAUUAGCUGAUCAUUGUAGGGUAAUGAGUAAUCCAAAACUAGAGAUGUUGAGGCAGUUGGAGACUGAGUUUUGUGUCAAAAUGUUGAGGGAUCAAUUUCAUCUUUGUUUGAAGAUAGGGAGGGAUCUUGUUCGAUUAUUACAAGAUCUAUUUCAUGUACCUGAAUUUAAAUCUAUAUGGAAAGAUCUGGUUCUGAAUCCAAGUGAGUUUAGAACUCCCGAGUAUUUGGAUAUUUCUCAGUUGUACUGCACAAGGACUUCAAGUCGUUACUUUUUACUGCGGAUCACUCCCGAAAUGGAAACACAAUUGCGGUUCUUACUCACACAUGUGAUGCUUGGUAGCCAGAAACGAUAUCAGAUAUGGUUUGAAAAGAAAUUUCUUUUAGGGCCAGAGAAAGAGAGUCUUAUCGUUGAUAUUGUGCGGUUCAUAUGUUGUGUGCACCACCCGUCGAAUGAAAUUCUUCAGUCGAAUGUUAUUCCUAGAUGGGCUGUUAUUGGUUGGUUACUAACAUGUUGCAAGAAGAAAUAUAUUGAAGCUAAUGGGAGGUUGGCAUUGUUUUUUGACUGGCUUUUUUUCAAUGAAAAAGUGGACAAUAUUAUGAAUAUUGAGCCUGCAAUUCUAUUGAUGGUCUGCUCCUUGCCUAAAUAUGUUAACUUUACUCUCUCCCUUCUUGAGUUUUUACUACUUCUUGUGGACAAUUAUGAUUUGGACCGUAAACAUAUUAUAAUCGGGGGUGUUUCAUUGGCUUUUAAUACACUUGUCCAGAAAGGAGUGGUACAUUCAUUGGAUGUUCUGACCCAUUGUGAUGCACUUUCUCCUCCUUUAAAAGAAAGACUUCAGAAUUUAUUGUUAAAUGAUCAAUGUAAAGUUCCUAGAGAUUUGCUUCCAGUUGGUCUACCUUGCCACUCUACCCCAUCCUCGAAUUUGCCUGAUGUCUCAUGUACAGGAAAACCUACCCCAUCCACGAAUGAGCAACUCACUUGUGAAGGGGAAGCUGGUUUAAGCACCAGAACUGUGGUUGCUUCUAUUCCAGUUUUAGAUAAUUCAGCUAAUACAUCUACUUUGCAGGUUGUUUCCGUUGGGAAUGAAGUAGAUGCUAUUGAGAGAUUAGUUGAAAAUAUCGGACAGAUCAUCAAGGAGUCAUAUGUGAGGGGCCUACAAACUUUGGAGGCCAUUGUUUUGUCAAUAGUGAAUCAAUGUAAUCAUGGACAAACUAGUAACUCGAUUUGCUCACAGGACCUAUUAUCUACUAUUGCAAAGGAAUUUGAGGCAAAUGGAUACCAACUCUUUACUUCGCUUGGGAGCCUUGCAGAUAUUGUUGAGUGUGAUGAUGAAAUUGGUUCUGCCACUGCAAUAAUUACCCGCGCCUUCAUUUUUUCUCAGAAUGAAAGAAUACAAGAAAUGCUUUUGCUUUGGUCAAGGAAUGGUUUUCCAGUAGGAGCACGUUUACUAUCAUAUGCAUCAAGGGUAGCGUAUGAGGCUUAUGAAGCAGGUUGUUUUGGAAAUUCCAUUGCUGAGGCUAAAUUAAGUAACUCAAGGCUGCCAUUGUUAGCAUAUCAUUUGGAUGGAUAUUUUACUUAUCACAACAAAAGAAAGGGAGAUUCCUCUGAAGCCUUUGAUUCUGUUUCAGAAAUGGAUGAGAAAGUGAUUAACUUGGUCAAUGGUGCCUUCAUUGCUUACAGGCAUUUCCUCGUGUCCUCUAGAGCCAUCUUACACAAAGGAGCAGAUACCUCUCCUUCAAAACUCCUGUUUUUCGACUUAAAUGAUUGUUCUGAUUGGAAAAGAAUAAGAACGAAAAACUUAUUCCGCAACAUCUUUUGUCAUCUUUCAGAUUUAUCCGUCUGCGAGGAAGACAUUAUUAGAUUGCUAGUAGAAAAAUUGGAUUAUGCCGAUCUUACAGAAAUGCAGUUCGAAGUUGGCCUGAAGCAGUUCUCUUUGUUUGGAGGCAAUCCUAAACUUGUUUUCCAUUUAAUUAAGAACUCUCUCAAUUGGAACCCUGUGGAGCAGCAUAAACUCUGGGGCUUGCUCCGAUCCGAGCUGUCAGUUUCUAAGGUCCAGGUUGAGAAGAUCAUUUUAGAAUUUUUUAGCACUGGUGAAAUAUAUGGAAACCUUAGUGCAAUAGCAGUCGGAGGCUUUCUGACUCUCUGCAGUUGCUGUGCACCCACAGCAGACCUUGUCGGUACGAUCAUGUCAUUGCCUAAUAAUUCCUUCAAGGACUUUGCUGCAGCUGCUUUGGCUACAUGGGCCGCAUCUAACGCCUCGAUGCUGUUCGACAGCUUAACCAAGUUUGCAGAGAAACUUAAAAGCAAAAGCACAUGUUCCACUUUCUUGAAUUCAACUGAGAUUGAGAUCAACCAAUCUGCCAUUUUGUGGCUGUUGAGCUACUUCAAUGCACAAGGGAUGAAUGUAUCCGACAUGCUUAGCAACUUUUACCCCAAUAGUUAGGGAUGCCAUGUGGAAUGUUCGACCGAGGAAUACACCCUGUCCGGCUGUCCCUGCUUCCUCUUCUCAGAAUAUUGGCAAUAUUUUGAAUAGGAGAAUCAUCAUUAUGGAAGCUGAACAUGCAAGUCAGGGAUUUAGCUGCCGAUUUGAAAGGAUGACUUCCUCCACUGGAUCUUGCGGUGGUUUGUAUAAAAGCUUAUGGAGGCCAUGGGCAAGGCUUGUUCCAUAGCUGAAGUUUACAGGUAAUGUAUAGAUGAUUGAGUUUACAAAUAUGCUGUAUUCUCAGUGGAAGUUUACAGACCAAUGAAAGAUGAUUUGCCUUGCACGAAUCUCCAUUUUAUUAUUCGCAAAAACCACCUCUGCCGUCUAAUAAACCAUGUUACUGCAGCUGUCUCGGAGGUAUAAUAUUGUACACCACCUCAUUAAA
This is a messenger RNA of Hibiscus syriacus, 3753 nucleotides long. Its product is annotated as integrator complex subunit 3 homolog. Lineage: Eukaryota; Viridiplantae; Streptophyta; Magnoliopsida; Malvales; Malvaceae. The transcript has 2 exons. Bases 360 to 3329 code for a protein of 989 amino acids. The record is from RefSeq and is a predicted model, not a curated record. Gene Ontology annotation, cellular component: cytoplasm.